GUACUAGAAAGGCAAGUACCGUAGUACGGAUGAUGGCACAACGAAGACACGUAAAAGUAAAAUCGCCCAAUGGCUUCCUGCUUGUCGUCAUGUUUUUCUAGGCGACCUGUGAACUACAUAAGUUAGUUGCGCAAACAGACCAUGCCGCGCGGGAGCAAGUGCAAGCAACAGCAGUCGCUUUUAAGUUCCCGAUAUUUUACUACCAUGCUUUUGCUUCUAAGUCCGACUACAAUGCACGCGACCUGAGCUGCCGCGAGGCCCUACUAGCGUUGGGGGAAUCAUAAGUGGUUAGACAUGGCGCAACAAGGCGUAGUCGCAAACGGCGGCACGACCGCGUCAGGCCCAGGCACAAGAAUGUUGACCCGAACACGCACAGCGUCGUCCCACCAAUCACAGCAAGGUGCCUCUUCAUCCUCCUCCUCCACGGGAAGGUCGAUGCAACGGGAGAGUAGCGUGCGCGCUCUCUGCGGUGUGCAGGUCAGCAACCUGCUGAAUAUCGUCCGGGGGAACAGAAAAUUCCAAGAGGCGCUGGUCUUACCGCCAUGGGAGGAGCAGGAUGGACUGUGCAAACUGCUCAACCACUUGCGGCACAAGCUCGCCACGGGCGACCACGUCACGGACGCGGAACUGUUCUACCCCUUUCUGCAGGUCAUCCGCGCCAAAGAAGUUGCAGGGCCAGCGACGGGGAAGGCCCUCGAGGGCGUUUUGAACAUGCUGCGAUCACACGCAUGGGACCCCUCGAUUCUGCGACAGGUGGCGGAAGGCGUGGAGCAGUGCAAGUUCGAAGAAACGUCGAGGGUACUGUAAAGGACUACGGUUUUUGUACCUGGGGUAAUAAUACUUGUGAUAAAUGAAACUGUGAGCAGCCUGAACUUUUUUCGGCGCUUGACGUGAGAAAGUCGAUCUGAAUGUAGAAACAGCUUUUGCAGCCCUCAUUAUUGUCAUCUGACUUUGUUGAAAAAAAAUUUUUUUGGCCUUGCAGGGUCUUCACCGUGCAACUUUGUUUUCGCUUUACAUACAGGAUCACGACGAGACCGUGCUGUACCUGGCCAUCGAGGCGUUUCGCGUUUGCGUCGACCCAGCGAAGCACACGUCGGCCCCGGCGAACAGGAGCGCCGUGUGCGAGUUGGUGUUCGAACACCUGCUGACCCGAUUUCACGCCGAUGCCACGGGCGACGCUGCUACCUCCUCCGCAUCUUCGCGUAAUCGUGUUAGCGUUAUCCUCCGACAGGCAUCGCUGAGACUGCUGCUAGAUAUCGUGACGGAGUACGCGUCGCCUGAAUUCAUUCCUUUCAUGGUGCGAUGGGGCGUCAGCUUUCUCACCAGCGGGAAAGACUCGGUCGCGACCGACGAAAGUCGAAUGUCGAUCGCUGCCGCAGCAAUCAGAACCGGAAUCGAGCACGACUACUGGGCAUCGAGUAGGACGAGCGGCGAUGAGGAAGAGACUGGUUUUUUGAAUGUUGCGAUGUUUUUCCGCUUUCCUUUUCAUAUGUUCCUGAUUAGAUUCGGUUUUUGAUAUGCUGCUUCUCUUGUAAGCGUUGUACGUUUCACUUUCAUCUCUAUCGGGACGAAGAGACUUGCAGCUUAUUCCAAUGUAUCAACACCAACAGACGCCAGCGCAGCUGUGUUCGUCGACGCAGCCAGCCGAGAGGCGUACAUGGUCCAGAUUCCCUUUGGCAUUCUCAAUGCGCUGUACAAGCACCGGUCUGCGGCGAUCCUGUGCACCUUGUUGCCCCUCGUCAACCGACUGCUCGGGAUUGCCAUGACCCGAGGGAACGCGCUGUGGGUCGAAGCCAUCACCGUGGGCUGCUACCUCAGGUUGAUUCAGGAUCACCAGAAAGCCGUUGCCUACAACGCGGAGAAAGCCGCUGCCGCGGCCUCCGGCACCGGGGUCGUACCGACGACCAGUGUGGCGCAGCAGGGGGUCUUGCUGAAUUCCGAUGCCUUGGUGGUGUUGCUGGAGCACUUGGAGGAGGCAUUUUCCGCGAACCCGGGCAUUCCUGCGGUGCUACACUCCAUCUCCGAUGCUUGCUACUACAAACAGCAGUCCUGUCUCGAGCUCUGCAAAAGCCUUGCUAGUCUCUGCAGCACGCUGGACACGGUCACCCUCACCGGCCAGCGAAGUCAACGACUGUACUUCAUUCUGCGCUUCUUUUUCUGAUGAACAAGUUUUAGUUUAUUCGCUUUUUUUCUAGUACUAGUUUUUUUCGAAACGCGGGCAAAGGCAAGCAAAAACACCUGUUUCGUUGAGUUAUUCCUGGCGGUCUCGAAAAAAGCAUUGAAUAAAUGAUUGUCGCGACCGCAUUCGUUUCUCCCCAGGUCUCGCGCAGCCGGCUUUGCCGUCAUGGGUCUGUACUACAUUCUGAAGGCCCACGCCGAGCUACCAACACAGGUCGAAGUGGAUCGGCGAAGAGAAGUGUUGCUGGGCUGCAUCAAAAAAUUUGAGGAGAAACCUAAAAAAGCACGAGCCAUCUUCGAACCAGUUUUGGCUUUUCUCCCAGACGUCCCCGCUCCACCACACGCAAAAACCGAAGACCUCCCGGAGGUCUACGAGGAGUGGGCGGUACGGAUACUUAUUCUAGCAUUUUGAAGAUCAUGAUCAUUCACGUAGACGUCCUUUCGUCCUCAUACAGCUUUGCAGUGUAGGCGUAAUUGGGCCCCUGAGACAAAGAAGCUUCAGAGGAAACGAAAAAACAUCAAUACUAUCUCAGGUCAAACUUUCCUGGCUGUUCAAGAACUCGCCUUUGAUGCCGUUUGAAGCCGUGGGCGAGUUUUUCGGCGGCAAUAACCCGGACUCCACGCACUGCUACGCGGUUUUCUGUGCCCAGUUCGACAUGGCCGACAUGGGGCUGGACGUUGCCAUGCGGAUUCUGUUGCAAACCUUCCGCCUUCCGAAGGAGGCACAGCAAAUCGAUCGACUGAUGAAGAUCUUUUCGCACACGUUCUACGCGCGGAAUCACAGCGAGGACAAUGAAGAUGUUGGCGCUUCUGAUAGCACCACCACCACUGCUGCAGCGACGUCUACUGAAGGCGGCGAGGACGACACGACCUCGGCAGCAGCAGGCCAGCAGAAGAACAAGCCCAAGGGUUUUUACAACGCAGCGGAUGCGUGCUUCACGCUUGCGUUCUCCGUGAUCAUGCUGAACGUGGACCAGUACAAUCCGCAAGUGAAAAACCGCAUGGAGCAGAAGGAUUUCGUGCGAAACCUGCGAAAAUGCAACGAGAACGAGGACUUCGACGAGGACCUGCUGAAGGGGAUUUUCAACCGCAUCCGCGAGUCAGAAAUCCGCACUCCGGAGACGGGCGGCUUCGAUUCGGAGCUGAUGGCGGGCCGCUGGAUGCACAUCUUUACCAAGGACGACUUGAAUUAUCCGCAGAAAGCCGCGGGGACCUCCGACAGCAGAGACAGUGCCGUUUCGAGCAAUGCGCCGUCGCAGUCGCCGAGCAAACGCGCAGUUGUGCCGGACGAGGACGAGUACUCGAAUGGAGUAAACACGGUUGCCGCCGCGAUGAGGCUGAAGUCUUGCUGGCCGAAGCUGAAGCCGCUGUACCGGUUGGGGUUUUUGAACUACUGCGGCAAAGACAUUUUCGAGGCACUGGUCCGGGUGCUGAACCUGGAUCGGCUGGCCGCCUCGCCGGCGUUUAGCUGCGUCGAGAGCUUGUGGCGGUUGGAAGAUUUGGACGAUCGCUGGAACGACCACUCGAAGCCGAGCAGCUGCGUGCAACUGUUGUUUUCCGAGGGGGUGCAGGUCUUCCGAAAUAACGCCAUUCCCGGGGACUUGAACCUUUCCUCCGGCGCCGCCAAGACGCAGGCGGAGCAGCUGUUGGCGUGGAACCGGCGGCCGAUCAAGUGUUUGCGGGUCUUGUUCAACUUCGUCGCCUUGAACCCGAACCGGAUGGUGCAAGACUCGUCGUUCGUCGUGGUUUGCAUCCUGUUCGCCCUGUAUUCCUGCUGGGAGGAGCCGCAAAUACCGCUCUACGACCCCAUGCUGAUUCCCGCGGGCAGCAAGGCCAGGCGACGGGCGUCGUUGAUGGGAGAUGUCGGCAGUGGAGAAGCUCUAGCACAGCCUUCCACUCCCCAGAACACGGUCGAAUCCGUCCCGCCAUCACCGGGCAACGCAGGCGAGGGCGGCCCGGACGAGGAGCCGUCGCACUACGUGCUGCACGAAGAGGACAUCCGCGCCAUCGCCGACCUGCCGGUGCACCACACCGUGUGGGACACGUUCUUCGGCGUUGGCAGGGGCCGCUUCCCCCUGGUCACCAUAACGGAACAGAAAACCGGCACGGGGUGGAUGUUCGAGAAGGUGAGCGCGAUGCUAUCCGUUAUGGGCGAAGAGGAGGCGAACGGCGACGAUCUGAGCGCCGAAUCUGAAGCGGACUUCAGCAGUUUGUCAGCCAUUCGUAGCGCGGGCGGUGUCGGCUCCGGCACACCGACCGGCGCGCGGCUGGCGAGGGAAGCCGCCAGCCCGGGCAUCGUGCCGGAGAAGCGAUCGGUGGCGGAGCCCUCGCCGCCGGCCGCGGCGGACGACGACGUCUCGACGAACGCCUCCACCGCUGCCGCCGCAGCGGCGCCAGCCGACGGCGCCACGCCUGCAGUCAACAGUUCUUCAGCGACAGCGACCCCCAUGUCCCUCCCCGUCGAGCCGCAGCCACCCCAGCGAACGACCACCCCCCAGGCGUUCAAGGGCGAGCGCAAAACGCGAAAGACCGUAGCGACAAACGCGAAGCCGCCCGACCCGCUUCGGCCCAUCGUGGAGAGAGCGUUUCACAAGUGCGACCCAUUCAACGUGUUCGCAAAAUUGAACGCGCGACAACUCAAUCUUCUCUCCACGAGCAUCUUCCUCGCGAUGCUCCACACGUGGCGAGGCCAGUCUGGCGCGGCCGACGGCGCUGGCGUUGCACAGGCGUCUCCCGUUUUGCCAGCGAACCCCGGGGGAGACGUCACGGUGCGGCCGUUCCAGCCGCCGGCAAGCCUGUCGACGGUGACGAUCGGUGACGGCUUUGAGGUGUUGCGCUUCGCGCUGCGGCUCUGCGCGAAGGUCGCACACUGUCCGAUUCCGCAGCUGCGGUCCGCCGGGAAGGCGGUGCUAGAAACAAUCCUGUGCUCCGCGAGCAGCAGCGUACCGGGACCCGGAACUGGAGCGGCUGCAGGUAAAUUUGCAUCGUUCAACAUGUUGGUUACGAUCGCGAUUCUCAAUCAAAGUCGCACGCUUGUUUAUCGUACUAGUUAGUACUUAUAUAAAUCCUGUUAUUUGUCCUCGCAUCACAUUCACAGGCACUUCCUCCGUCAUUGUCGCUGGCGGAGACAAGAUUUCGGUCCGCACCGCCGCUCUCGCUUUGGUCGCGGUUUUCCGCUUUAAGGACCUGUGGGGGCGCAAUUCCGUUGCGGAAAUUUUGUCGCAGUUCUUGGAGCGGGUCGAGGUUGAGCGCAAACUGUUCGUGCAGCUUUCCAUGGUCGCGUGCAACGCAGUGCACUGCUUCUUCAGCAGCGUGAAACACGACGAGAUCCACACACUUUUCCAAACCAGCGAGGAAGUCCUUCUGGUGUUCCGCCUCCUCCGCGCGGGGUAUCCGUCGAAGCAAAACGGUGGUGACAAACUGAUGGAAACGCGAGGCUUGAAGAUCGAGAAAAUCGUUGAGACCAUGAUGCUCUUGUUCCACCCGACGAUACUACCGGUGCUGGGCUUGCAGCCCUACGCCCAGUGCCUCGGCGAAAUCCCAGCGGAGUCACCGGAGCACAUGUGUCGGCUGCUGCUCGCGAUGCUGCGCAUGCUCUCCAACAGCGGGACCAAAGUCGCGUCGGCAGUGCCGACCCCAACGAACAAAACCGCACUUGCCGCAGGCGGACCAUCCUCCAUUUCCGGAUCAACCUCUAGUACCGUGGCAGCAAAUUCAUUGUCCGGAAGCGCCCCACCAGGCACCCCCACGUCCUCCGCACAACAAGGCGCAACAGGAAGUACUAGCGGUCCAAACAUCGAGGUGUUAGCGCAGAUUUGGUGCCGCACACUGAUUGCUUUGUGUCAGAAUAUGGCGCAGCUCUGGCUGACGCUGAAGCAGAUGACGCCCGCGCCUGGCAGUCAGCAGGCGGUGCAGGGAUUUUUCCAGUUGUUGAUCGACCUGCAAGAGGUGGUUUUGUCCGAAACGGUGUCCCGACUUUACACCCCCUACGUGGGCAUCCAGGUGGUGGAAAAACUGGUCGCGUUUCUCACCAGUUGCGCAACGCAGCAGGCCGCCCCGAAGAACCUGAGCACUCUGGCGCUGAACAUCGCCUCGAAGUUCUUUUUGCUGAACCUGAAGCACCUGCAGCACCAGCCGCGUUUUGACCAGGCCUGGUUGAUGGUCUUGCGGCUGAUUCUGGUUCUCCACAAACAGGGGCGAGACACCCGGGACGAGGUGCUCGCAGAGCUGACGCUGGAAACGCUGAAGAACGUGAUCCGCGUGUUGCUCGAGGGGGAGUUGUUAAUGUUUACCACGACACCCCCGGGCAGCGGUCAAGAAGGUGGCACAAGUAGCAAAAGUGGGGGAAAUAACGAGCAAGUCUGGUGGCGCGUGACGUGGGAGAACAUCGAAAACCUGUGUCCGGGGUUCCGCACCCAAUUGCAAGAAGAACAGCGGUCCUACGAGGAGCACGUGAGCAAGAAGCGUGAAAGUAGUCAAGAUCAGGCACGGAAUUUGCGCACGGAGCAAGCCGGCGGCGCGCAAUCUUCCACCUCCGCGCCACCGGCUGUGAUGGCACAGGCUGAGCUGCACCAGCAGGUUGCACCUGCUCAAGGGAGCAGUGCUCCCCCAGCGCCGGUGCCAAGUCCAGGACACCAGCCAGCGACCCAACCGCAGCAGCCGCCCCAGAUGAACUCGCUAGUCGGGUUCGUCCCGCCGGAGAGGGCAGUCGUCCCGCCCGGCGUUGCGGUCCCAGCACCUCAGCAAUCACAUGCGCACCAGCCCGCGCCGCCUGGGACGACGUCGAGAGGAGGUGGACCACAAGGUCCGCCGCCACCGGGGUCCCCGAAGCAGGGAAUAGUAAGCGGCUCAGGGGUGCAUGUGCCGAGGCCGCCGAGCAAGUCACAACCAGCGAGCGCCGCAGACAGCUUCGUCGUGGUUCCCCGCAGUCUAGAGGUACCGGUUCCGGGCAACGGAGCGGGCGCGCCGCGAGAGGGCAGCCACUCUGACAGCGAUCCGGGCCUGUUUCGAGGUGCUGGUCAGGCUCCACAACCCCCGCAUCACUACGCUACUGGCGGCUCCGCGUCAGAGUCAGACGCGUCAAUGUUGACCGUAGAGGUAGAAGAGGAAUACAAUGUGGUGCCGAAAGUAAACAACACCGGCCAGGAUGGCGCUCCCGAUCUCACAUGAUGAGUGAUGAACGUAAACAUAAGGGGUCAUCUGGGAGCAUGCACCAUCAGCAUCUGAAGAUGUUGGUCGUGGAUACUAACUCUGGAUCGCGACACCAGUAGUACCAGUAGCGAAUGAUAAACAAAACAGCGACUCCUGCGACACGCACGACAACAAUGGAUAGAUAUUGACUCGGUAUCCCCGGGCAAAGAACGCCCGCCAGUAUGCUGGCGAGCUGCACGACGGCGCACAGGUAGUACAUAUCUUCGAAGAAGUAGCUUUUCUUCCGCAAAAAAAGUACAAGAGCAAAUCGUUGUUCUCCUGACGUAAAGGCACUGCC
This is a messenger RNA of Amoebophrya sp. A120, 7666 nucleotides long. NCBI's taxonomy places the organism in Eukaryota, Dinophyceae, Syndiniales, Amoebophryaceae. The record is from the annotation of a GenBank genome assembly.